UCCGCCUCCUGCCCUCCGCGUGCGCGCGCGCGUUCCCCUCCAUUCCUCCCCAGCUCCCGGAAGUCCUCUCCCGGUGGACAGACCUUCAGAUCGGCUGCUGCUGCUGUUCCUGCGUCCUGAGAAAAUGGCGAUGAUGGUGGAUCCUCCGAACGGAAUGGGCAACCACGGCAAGCACUACUACACCAUGUGGCAGACCAUGUUCGAGAUCGACACCAAGUACGUGCCCAUCAAGCCCAUCGGGCGGGGCGCCUACGGGAUCGUCUGCUCCUCCAUCAACCAGGAGACCAACGAGAAGGUCGCCAUCAAGAAGAUCAACAACGUCUUCGACAACCGCGUCGACGCGCUCAGGACGCUGCGCGAGCUCAAGCUCCUCCGCCACCUGCGCCACGAGAAUGUCAUUUGCUUGAAGGAUAUAAUGAUGCCCAUCCAUAGGAGGAGCUUCAAGGAUGUCUACCUGGUCUCCGAGCUCAUGGACACCGAUCUGCAUCAGAUUGUCAAGUCGUCGCAGCCGCUUUCCAAUGACCACUGCCAGUAUUUCCUUUUUCAGCUACUCCGAGGGCUGAAGUACCUUCAUUCAGCAGGGAUUCUCCAUAGAGACCUGAAACCAGGGAACCUUCUGGUUAAUGCAAACUGUGAUCUGAAGAUCUGUGACUUUGGCCUGGCUCGCACAAACAACACUAAAGGUCAGUUUAUGACUGAAUAUGUUGUCACCCGCUGGUAUAGAGCUCCUGAGCUGCUGCUCUGCUGCGACAACUAUGGCACCUCCAUAGAUGUCUGGUCUGUUGGCUGCAUAUUUGCUGAGCUACUUGGCCGCAAGCCGAUCUUUCCGGGAACCGAGUGCCUAAAUCAGCUUAAGCUCAUAGUCAAUGUUCUUGGCACCAUGAGUGACAGUGACCUUGAGUUCAUUGACAACCGGAAAGCUCGCAACUACAUCAAAUCCCUUCCAUACACCCCAGGGAUUCCCCUAUCUAACAUGUACCCACAUGCGCACCCUCUUGCCAUUGAUCUGUUGCAGAAGAUGCUUGUCUUUGAUCCUUCCAAAAGGAUUAGUGUCCUUGAGGCUCUGGCGCACCCCUACAUGUCUGCGCUGUAUGAUCCAGCCGCAAACCCUCCUGCCCAGGUACCCAUUGAUCUCGAUAUUGAUGAAAACAUUGGCGUAGAGACGAUCCGAGAAAUGUUGUGGCAGGAGAUGCUCCAGUACCACCCUGAGGCCGCCACAAUGGUGAAUAUGUGACAAGCAGGAAUGAACAUGUGAGAGCAGUAUGCCGCACCAGGUUCUUCGCAUGUUCGUUUUUUGUAUAAUCACGUCCGGUGAUUCUGUUUUGUAAAUAUUUGCACAAUAAGCCAGCGUACGGAUUUUUCUGGCUAUGGAUUACUACUUGUAGUAUAUAUAUUGUACUGUGUUGUAGAAGCAGAAUUCAGUUAUGAAGAACUCAGUUAUCAGAGACUUGUGUAAGUUGUAAUAUUUCUUUUUAACCUGAGUGUAAGUUGUAAUCUUAGACGCUCCUCUAUAUAUAGAGGUGUCAAAUUUCGAGUGACCUUGGUUCCAUCUGUUUUGCUUCAUGGUGGUUUAACUUCAGAUCUGUCUUGUUUCUUCAAGAGCAGUAGAAAUUGUAGUUU
This is a messenger RNA of Lolium rigidum, 1620 nucleotides long. RefSeq names its product mitogen-activated protein kinase 4-like. The transcript is spliced from 3 exons. Gene Ontology annotation, molecular function: MAP kinase activity; ATP binding. The coding region runs from base 125 to 1234 and encodes 369 amino acids. Gene Ontology annotation, biological process: intracellular signal transduction; protein phosphorylation. The record is from RefSeq and is a predicted model, not a curated record. Gene Ontology annotation, cellular component: nucleus; cytoplasm. Lineage: Eukaryota; Viridiplantae; Streptophyta; Magnoliopsida; Poales; Poaceae.